AUGGAGGCGUUCAUCGAAGGUGUAAGGAUGCAGCCGUGCUUAUGGAACCCCCUCAAUCCUGACAACCGCGAUAUGCACAUUAAGGACGAAGCUUGGCAGCGCGUUGUGGAACAUUACAAUAACCGAUCCAUACCGAACAUUCAAGUAGCUAAAACAGAGUGGAAGAAAUUACGAGACAACCAUCGAGAUGCGCUUAAGCGAGCAAAGUUAGGCAAAAACAAAUUGUUACCGGCACAAAUCACGACGUGGAAAUACGCUAAGGCUAUGCAGUUUCUAGAACCGCAUAUGAAAUACAGGAUAACAGAGAACAUACAAAUAGAGCCGUCCACGACACAGAGUAAUAAACCUAGCGCUAAUUUGAACGAUAGUGACGUUUCGACCACAGACAACGAAACGACAGGGACGAAUUCUAAACGACGCUGCUUAGAAAACACAGUCGUUUUGAAGUUAGAACAUAAGAAAACACAAGAGAACGACGCUCUCGAGUCAUUCUUCAAAUGUAUGUUAGAGAGUACUAAGGUAAUGCCGCACUGGAUGCAAACACAGGUGAAGAAAAAAAUAUUCGGCAUCAUUAUUGACGCAGAGGAACAGUUAUCCAUGUCGCCUCAAGAGCAAAAAGCAGGUCUAGAUGAGGCGCAUAGUUUACCUUUAGGAAAUGUGGUUAAAACUGAAGUCCAUUCCGAUAAUAGCUGCGACAUUGAUUAUAAUAGUUAG
Leptosia nina is the source of this 714-nucleotide messenger RNA. NCBI's taxonomy places the organism in Eukaryota, Metazoa, Arthropoda, Insecta, Lepidoptera, Pieridae. The record is from the annotation of a GenBank genome assembly.